CCAACAAAUGCCAUGCUGACUCUGAGAUGUUCUGAAAAAAACCUAUUGGCUUUGUUUCUUUUGGUCUCACCGCUUUCGAGCAUACAGGUGCUGUUUGUAUGCUCAUAUCGAUCAACUUGCCACCUGAGCCUGUUGUUCUCGUCUUCUUCCCCUCCUCUGUUGUAAGCCUUUUGAUCUCUACCUUUCACUGUAGCCUUUAGGCUUCACCUCACCGUCUCUGGCGUGCAGAACCAAGAUAUACACUCACAGACACAGUCUGAGCAAGUAAGUGAGCCCAGCAAGCAAGCAAGUAUGAAACCGUGCUGCGCUCAUCGAUCGUCCUUCAUACCUCAGACUGUCCAGAAGUGAUUUCGUUACGCAAAAUCAGUUUCGAUCCUUACAAAUCAUCACGACUGCACGUUACGAUCGCGCGACAAGACGACAUUUACGAUGUGUUUGUUCCCCUUUUUGUUCGGGCGUGGCCCUGGAUACACUCCCUCUCCAACCUCCUCCUAUUUCUCCACCACUGGCUCAGACGGCUAUAUCUCCGACGCCGACACCAUGUCUUCGAGUUAUUCCUCGUCCGAAGAGGAGGGCGCGCAGACCCUCAUCCACACGCAGCCUGUGCGCCGCGGCCAGCGGAUGCGUCUGUGGCCUCCCAUCACCGACAUGGAGGACGAGGCCGAGGACCAGACCGGCAGUGGGAGCGCCGGGCCCGAGGCCUCUGAGGCCCAGACGUCGAGCGACUCUGAGGAUGGGGACGCGACCAUGUCCAUGGCCGAGACUAUGUCUCUGGAUGAGUCCGUGUCUAUGCACGAGAGCUCCGAUCGCGUCCGCAGUGGGAUGCACAGCAACAGUUCAAGCGACACUGAGGCGUGCAAGCGUGGUCACAACAGCCACAUCCUCCCUAACACCCCCUUCCGCCACACCACAACCUACAUCCGCCUAGGCCGCCCCGAAGUCGUCCCCGGCGCCACCACCUCAGCAACCCCGUACCCAGCUCCCGCUUCCGCCCGUGCCCGCGCCUCGGGGCCCUCCUCCUCGACCACCACCCCCCGCCCCCGCCGCAAGAAGACCGUCGUUGCCGCCUCAAAGACGCCCCGCAACACCAUCGUGCGCCGCCGACCCUACGACUCGAGCUCGGACUCCGACCUCGACCACCCGGUGAUCCGCAGCUUCUUUAGCGCGUACGCCUCCGUCCCACGCCGCGGCGACAGUAACCGCCUGCCCCAGCGUCCCAUGGCCCGCCGCGCCGCCUACCUCGAUAUCGCGGCCGUGCACCCCCACCUGUUCGCCGUCGAGCCGCUCCGCGACGACCCGGAUCGCGCGUACGAUGCCGAUCAGUCGGACAAUUCGUCGGAUCGGGAGGAGUUCAGCGAUUGGUCGGAUCUGGAGGAUACCGGGAAUACUGAUACUACCGGGGAUACGAGUGGUAGUGGUGGUGGUGGCGGUGGCGGUGGUGGUCCUACUAAGCAGGAGAAGAAGUGAGAUUUGGGUAAGGGGAGUUGGUCCUGGUCCUUUGGGAAGGGCGAGCUUUGUCUGCUUACCUGGUGUGUUUGUGCACUGCCGUUGCAUAUCUGUUCAUGGUUUGGACUCGGCCUGUCUAACUUAUCUGGUGCUUCUCUCUUCGACUUCUGCUUGGCUUUUGCUCGGCUUAGGUGGCCAUCUGGGUCUGACAUGACUUUUCUUUUCGGAACGGGGACCUUGUUCAUCUGGGUCUGGGUCAAUUUACCUACAGUACAGUACACUUUCAAGGAUCGAUUGUCCGGUUGGCAGCGGGUUCAGAUCUAGAUGUGAUAUUUGUUGCGUUUAGCUAGCGGAUUUGUGGUUUUCUUUGGCCCUGGACAUAACAGAACAAAAAUGGUCUGGUGAUGAUUACUAGUACAUAUGGACAUCAACAUGCUGAAUUGAAGAUACUUGUUCUUC
Molecule: messenger RNA, 1905 nt
Organism: Aspergillus aculeatus ATCC 16872
Lineage: Eukaryota; Fungi; Ascomycota; Eurotiomycetes; Eurotiales; Aspergillaceae
Exons: 2
Coding region: 430-1467 (345 amino acids)
Source: RefSeq, a predicted model, not a curated record